Messenger RNA from Platichthys flesus (European flounder), 5197 nucleotides. RefSeq names its product chondroitin sulfate N-acetylgalactosaminyltransferase 1a (gene csgalnact1a). Gene Ontology annotation, molecular function: glucuronosyl-N-acetylgalactosaminyl-proteoglycan 4-beta-N-acetylgalactosaminyltransferase activity. Lineage: Eukaryota; Metazoa; Chordata; Actinopteri; Pleuronectiformes; Pleuronectidae. The record is from RefSeq and is a predicted model, not a curated record. Bases 606 to 2384 code for a protein of 592 amino acids. The transcript is spliced from 8 exons. Gene Ontology annotation, cellular component: Golgi cisterna membrane.
CCGCGCUCUGUGAGCUGUGGACCGGCGGACGGCUGCAGGACGGGACCGGGGACCGGGACCGCAGCACCGGGACAGAAACAAAACCUCCACCCGGGAUGGACUGAAGCAAGGCCCGCUGCAGAGAGGAAACAGCAACAUGGAGAACCUCCCGCCGACCUCUGAGGAGUCGCUUUCUCAUGCAACGUAAAACCUUUUUUCUCAGUGCAUCAGAGACACAGGCGGGCAGACAGGAAGAGGACGUUAUGGACUGACUGAGCACAUGUGAAAUGAUGAGUCACGUAUGAGUGAUAGAUGAUGUAACAGCGUCUGGGACGCUCCUCUUUCACACCAUGGAGAUGAUUGCUGCAGCAGAGAGGGGAAAAGUGCUUUUUUAGACGCUUGUGACCUUCAUAUAUUUAUUUUGCCAAUGACAAAACAAUCGCAGGCGGUGGAGAGGCAAUGACCUAAUUCAGAUUAAAUGACCUCAUACCGAUAAGUAGUCCGCCUCCUCGCCGGGUGAUGGAACAUAAUCACAAAUGGACUCUUAUCAUAGAUGCUGGAGAGUGUGAGGUUACUUGAUAUUCUCCGUGUGGAUGUGUGUGUGGGUUUGUGUGUGGUGAGGUUUGAUGCUACAUACAGCUAUGUUGCGGCGUGGACUUCUAACCUGGGUCUCUCGAGUUGGGGGCGCGCUGGUGCUCCUCUGCUGCUCCCUGUCACUGCUCUACGUGAUGACCUGCAGCCCCCCACACUCCGAUGACCCGCCACUGAGUCAUGCGUUACCCCGCGCUGGAUCAAAUCACCCCAGCCUGGGGGGCACAGGACCGGGAGUGGGAGCGGGGGCCGGUGGGACAGGAGGAGCCGGAGUGGGGCCUGCUCAAAGCGGAGGAUCAGCGAGUGUCCAGUCGUACCAGGUGCUCCUCCAAGAGCGUGAGGAGCAGCACCGACACCACAUCUCCUCCCUGAAGAAAGAGAUUGCACAGCUGAAGGAGGCUUUGCAGGAGCGCAGCCAGCAGCUGAAAGGUGUGCAGGAGAGCCUUAAGAGAGGAGGCCCCGCAGAGGGACCGGAAACUGGUGUCGGCUCCCAGGGAGGCGGCCUCGGAGAGACUCAAGGAGCCAAGAGCCAGCAAGCCGAUCUCCAGGACUUCCUGAGGAGCCAGCUCUCAAAGGCUGAGGUGACUGCCGGCAUCCGGCUGCCCAGCGAGUAUGCGGUGGUGCCAUUUGAGAGUUUCACGCUGCAGAGGGUGUACCAGCUGGAGAUGGGCCUGACGCGUCACCCUGAGGAGAAGCCGGUGAGGAAGGACAAGAGGGAGGAGCUGGGGGACGUGCUGGAGACGGCCCUGCACAGCCUCAACGCUGCCCCAACCCAGGACGGCAGGGGCGCAGCAGAGAAGACGCAAAGUAGCAAAGUUUACGCACCGUCCGACUUCAUAGAAGGUAUCACUCGCACAGAGAGGGACAAAGGGGCGCUGUACGAGCUGACCUUCAGAGGGGAGUCGAGUAAUGAAUUCAGACGCCUGGUCCUGUUCCGUCCCUUUGGACCGCUGAUGAAAGUGAAAAACGAGAGGGUGGACACAUCAAACGUCCCCAUCAACAUCGUUGUCCCGCUGUCCCGGCGCACAGACAAGUUCAAACAGUUCAUGCAGAACUUCAGAGAGGUGUGCGUGCGGCAGGACGGCCGAGUCCAUCUGACGGUGGUGUAUUUUGGGAAGGAGCAGAUGAGCGAAGUCCGCAGCACUCUGGAGAACACGUCCAGGGAGGUGAACUUUAAGAACUUCACUCUGCUGCAGCUGGACGAGGAGUUUUCUCGGGGCCGAGGUCUGGACGUCGGGGCGCGGGCCUGGAAGGGAGGCAACGUGCUGCUCUUCUUCUGCGACGUGGACAUCUACUUCACCGCUGACUUCCUCAACAGCUGCCGACUCAACACACAACCCGGUAAAAAGGUUUUCUACCCAGUGUUAUUCAGCCAGUACAACCCCACUCUGAUCUAUGGAAGCCCUGAACACGUCCCAACUGUGGAGCAGCAGCUGGUGAUCAAGAAGGACACGGGGUUCUGGAGGGAUUUCGGCUUCGGCAUGACCUGCCAGUACCGCUCCGACUUCAUUAACAUAGGAGGCUUUGACAUCGACAUCAAAGGCUGGGGAGGUGAGGACGUCCACCUCUACAGGAAGUACCUCCACAGCAACCUCCUGGUGGUGCGGGCGCCGUCCCGGGGCCUGUUCCACCUGUGGCACGAGAAGCAGUGUGCCGAUGAGCUCCCGCCGGACCAGUACCGCAUGUGCAUGCAGUCCAAGGCCAUGAACGAGGCCUCGCACGGCCAGCUGGGGAUGCUGUUCUUCAGGCAGGAGAUCGAGGCGCACCUCCGCAAACAGAAGCAGCAGCAGAACUCCAACCCCAAGAAGACAUGAAGACUCACAAGUGGUGUGGUUAGAAUCACUGCAAUGACGGCAAUCGGUUCGAAGUGAGGAGACAAAAAACCGGCUGACAUGAACUACGUACGAUUUAAAAGGAGGAGUUCAACUGUUUUCAAGGGAUUAUGCUUAGUUGCCUUCUUUUCAAAGAUUUCAUUCUCAUCUGUGUACACAAAAUAUGGAGCUGGAGUCAGCUGGUGACUAGCUUAGCUUAGCACAAAGACUGGAAAUAGAGGGGCACAGCUAACUGGCCCGGUCUUACUGGACCGGACAGGCUGGACCCACCCUGCUGAUAGGUUCGUUGGGAGUCGUCUGCGAGUCGUUGACCCACAAUUGAAUUGUGGUGAAACUUGCUGUGGAUGGAAAUCAAGUCUGUGUUGUAUGUGGCUACUGUACUACCACAGUAGGUAGUGUCUUACACCUCCUCCUCUGUUCAGAGACAGUUUCUCUAGUUCGACGUAAAUGGCUUCCUUCACUCCUCUUUCAAACUGCCCUGGACAAAAUGUGGACAUUGUUGUCUUCAAAUGAAUGUCCCCUGUCCCUUAGAUACAAUCCUGACCUGAGGAGCUGGCUCUCCUGUGCUGUGCCAUGCGUUUGUGAAGGGGCUUAUAGUUUCCCCAGUGUACAGGUCUGUGCAUUCCUCACUACAUUUAACUGCAUGCACUACAUUGCUCUGCUCAUGUCUGGAUGUUUUGUCUUUGGACCAGUUUCUGCCUCAGUGUGUUGGUGGGCUUGAAAAGUUAAGGGAUGUGGUGUUUGGCAACAUUGUAUUGCUAAAUUGGUUUCAGAUAAAGAGAAAUAGAGAAAGUGAGAAAUGUUACAUUUAACAACUUUGUAAAAGUCAAACAAAUAUUUCCUUUAAAUUUAAAUAGUUUUCUUCUUCAUGGAUCAGUCAAUAGGUGGCAGAUGAUUUUCUGUAAUUUGGCCGAUUCCUUACCUGACUAAUUAUUUCAGCUCUACCUGUGUACUUUGUUGUGUGCUGCAGUUACAUCAAAAACAAAACAUGUUUAAAAGAUUCAUCAUAAAUAUGUAAAGUAUUCAAAAAGUCCAAUCUGUACCUGUUAUCUGUAUAACAGGUUUAUGAGUAUCUUUAUGAGUAUCUGUUACUCAUAAAGCUGUUAAUUCAUGCAGUUUCUCUUUGAAAUGUAGUGGAGUGGAGGUAUAAGUGGCCUAAAGGAAAAUACUGAGGUACACUAGAUGUGCAUAAGUUUUAAUUAUUAGAAUACACAGUAAUAAGCUUAGUUACAUUCCAUCUCUGCAAGUUAAAAGGCCGCUCGCUGUAUCUUCAUAUUUUGUGUCCAGGCCUGAAUGAAGAAUCACUCGUCGAGCAAAACUUUCUUGAAGAGUGAGAAUAAGCAUAUUUACCAAAAUAUCAAACUAUUCCCUAAAUGAAUAAUGUGAAGACUUUUGAACGGAUGGAGAUCAUGUUGCUCUGGUGUAGCUGUGGAUGGACAAUGUGACGUCACUUGUGGGCUCAAUAACAAUGAGUGAGCCAUUAAUAUCUCAAAAGCUUCUAUUAACAAUUAAACUACUGCAGUACUCUGAUCUUGUCCGAUCAUCCAUCUGUACUUUCAUCUGCGUUUUUAGUUUUCCUGUGUAACUGCAACAGGUGUUUUCAGAGAGAAAACACAGGGCCUGAACUUUGAGCUGGAAAAUUUCUCAACCAUGUGCCUUGUGUAGAGAAAAAACCUGAACACUGUCUCGUCAAUACAGGUUUUUAUAUGUAGGGAAAGAGAACCACCUGGUGGACUGAAUAUGAAAAUGAAUAGCAUGUAGGUUAAACAAUGAAGGACUUCUUCAACGCCUGCAAUGGCCUUGUAAAGCUUUUUUAUAAAUUAUUGAUCAGUUAUUUCUAUUUAUGUUUGUUAUUAUCUUGUGUAUGUCACCAUUUAUACGAUUCCGUUUGUCUCAUUUCAAUUGCAGUAUUGUGUGUAUGUGCCAUUCAUCUUUUUUAAUAAGGUGAGAGUUGGUGUUAUAGUUAAAGGAAACCAUGCCAUAAAUUGCAUUAUCUCUAGGUAUUUGUCCGUAAAAUGACUUUUUUUCCCUAAAGCCUACUGAGUAUAAGGUGUAUGUGUGUAUGUGAGUGCUCUUAACAUUAUUACACAUAUUUAUUUUUUUAAAGAGAAAGCACGAUAUAGACUUAGUUGUGUUUUUGUCACAUAAUUAAUUAGUGCCCACGUAAUGGAUGGAUAAAGGACGAAUAACGGACUGACAGUAAUACCGAUCACUGUCAUGAUGCUGACGGCGACUUAACAAGUCAGAAUGAGACUUUUGAUUGUCCUGUUUUUGUUUCUCAUUUCAUAAGUAAAGUCCAGAGUGCAAUAAUGAAAGAGAAAAUGUGAUGUUUUAUGUAUUGCCACCAAACUUCAGCUGCCUCGUGGUGGCUUAUAUUUAAUUAGUUUUAUUAUACUCACACAUAAUUAAAUCACCAGCACUUCUUCAAUGAAAACAAUCAUGUAACAAUGUAUUUUUGGUGUUUGCCUUAAGAUGUGAAAAAGGCACUUUUUUUUUUUUUAUUGAAACAUUCCUUGUUAUAAUACAUCAAAAACCUUGUCAUUGUUAUCUUUUUCAUUUAAUGUAAAUUAGUUGAAUAAAAUAUUUGUAUUGUAUGUAUUGUUUUCCAUUUUGUUUUCUUAAGUACCAUAUAAAACAAUAAACGUGUGUGUAUAUAAAAUGUCCAUGAUACUGAUAUCGUUUAUUUUAUAUUGUUUAUUAUUUUAUUGCCAAAUAUUGUUUUGUAAAUGUUGUUUUCCAUAUAAACUUAGUGUUUAUAUUGCUACUUUUAAUGACCCUUUCUUGAUCGGUCAGAG